Molecule: messenger RNA, 985 nt
Organism: Glossina fuscipes
Lineage: Eukaryota; Metazoa; Arthropoda; Insecta; Diptera; Glossinidae
Gene: Den1
Product: sentrin-specific protease 8
Exons: 2
Coding region: 300-947 (215 amino acids)
Biological process (GO): proteolysis
Molecular function (GO): deNEDDylase activity; cysteine-type peptidase activity
Source: RefSeq, a predicted model, not a curated record
UUGCCACACACGGAAAAGACGCAAGUUGAAUUGCAUAUUUGCGUAGUGUAUUAGAGGGAAAAGUAAAAUUUUCUGUAAAUGUUUGUUCAAAGAAGAUAAUUUCCUAAAAGGAGAAUUCCCAAUGUAAAAUUUGAAAUUGAAAGCAUAUUUUGGAUAUGAUUUUAUAAAAUUUAUUAUCUAAAACAACUUUUCAGGUAUUUAUUGCGAAGAAAGCAAAACGCAAAAAAUAAAUUAAGAAGGCGCCACCGUAAAUUUAUACAACACUUCGGUUAUAAUCAUAUAAAAUAAACGAAUGCAAGAUGAGUUCCUAUUCGCAUGCCGAUCCCAUCGCCUUGAGUUUCAAUGAGACAUGCCUUCGCAUGUCGGAUAUACAAUUACUGCAAGGACCCCAUUGGUUAAAUGAUCAAAUUAUAUCGUUUUACUACGAGUACCUGGAGCAUGUGAAAUACAAAAAUAAUCCGGAUUUGUUGUUUGUGCCGCCAGAGGUGGCCCAAUGUAUGAAAUUAACAGAUGAUGGCGAGUUGGAAACUCUAUUUAAUCAAUUGGAAGCGCCGAAAAAACCUUUCAUAUUUUUUGUUCUGAACGAUAAUGAUAGUACACAUGCCGGUGGUACGCAUUGGUCCUUGUUAGUGUUUUCAAGGCCGGAGAAGACUUUCUUUCAUUUCGAUAGCUGGGGCAGUAGCAACACACAGGCUUCCCAUCAAUUUGUGCAGCGUAUCAAGGACGCCUUAAAUUGUCGCAAUUGCCAUGUAAAGGCAAUACGAUGCCUUCAGCAGGCCAAUGGAUACGAUUGCGGCAUACAUGUAAUCUGCAUGACCGAUAAUAUCGCGGACAAUGUGAAUCGUUACGAAUGCGUAGAAGGUGUAGGGCCUUUACAUCACGAUAUAAUCAGUGCAAAACGAUCGGAUUUACUCAAAUUAAUACAGUCGCUGGGCGGCAAAAUUUAAAAUUUUUACGUUAAUAUAAUUUUCCAUAUUUAUCGCUA